UUCUCCAUCACUGCGCCAUCACUCUGUCGCUCGUUCGUUCGCCCUCGCCCUCGCCCCCGCGCAUCAUUGCGCCAUCACUCUCUCGCUCGCGCCGGUCGCCCAACGCCACCGAACGCCAUUAUGGCGGGGGGAUACUAGUAGGGAGGCGGAGGUGGUACGCUUGCGGAGGGAGGGGUGUACGUGUUCGGUACGUGCGCUUCAGUGUGCGGGUCGCCGAUGGGGUGCAAGGGGUCCAAGCUGGAGGACCAGGAGGCCGUGGCGCUCUGCCGCGGCCGCGCCGAGCUGCUGGCCGCCGCGGUGCGCCACCGCUACGCGCUCGCCGACGCGCACGGGGCGCUCACGGACUCGCUCCAGUCGAUGGCCGCGCCGCUGCACCGCCUCCUGCUCCUCCAGGCCUCCUCGCCGCCGCUCACGCUGCCUACAGCGCGCAAGGGUGGCAUGCGGGCCGCCCCCGCCGCCGCCUCGUCGUCGUCUGUUCCUCACGGCCGUUCGGCGCACCUCGAUGACCUCGGGUCGCCGUCCGGAUCCGAGUCCGCUUCGCCGGCGGACUCUCCCCUCCGCGCCGUCCCUGAGCAGCUCCCCUACUCGCAUUACGCGUACGGGUACACGCCCGGGCCGGCGUUCGCGUACCCGCCGCCUCCGGAGAGCUCCCUGCAGUUCUACUACGCGCGCAGCCGCCCGCCGCCGCCGUCGGUCGGCGUUGCGCAGCGCGCGCCGGUGUCGACGGAGCGCGUGUACUACGGCUCGUUCGACCCGACGAGCGGUUACCCGCAGUAUUACGCCCACGGCGGCGUGCCGGCCACAGCUGCGCCGCAGCGGGUGGCGGCGCCUCCACAUUCGCCGCCAAGGGAGAGCUCCUGGGCCUUCUUGGACGUGUUUGCCAACUACGAGCCGUACGACAGCUACUACUACGACUCCACAGCCGCGGCCUCUGCCGCGACGUACACGCCAAGCAGGAGCUCGCGGGAGGUGCGGGAGGAGGAGGGCAUCCCGGAGCUGGAGGAGGACGAGGACGACUGCGUGUUCAAGGAGGUGGCCAGCGGGUACUCGGCUGGGAGCGGCGGACACCGCAGCCGGCGCAGCUCGAUUGGUAGCCUGAGCAGCGUCGCCGAGCAGGAGAACACCGUCGUUGAUAAGGACGUCGUAGCUAGCACCAGUGAGAUAUACCGGAGGCCACUGGCACACCGGAAUGUCGCCAUGCGCGCACCGGCACCGCCUGCGCAGAGGGUGGUCGGCAACAACUGCAAUGUGGAUGUUGCCGGGGAGAUCAAGGCCCAGCUUGUUCGGGCAGCAGAAGCGGCAAGGGAGCUCGCGCCGUUGCUGGAGGUCGGGAAGCCGAGCUACCACGAACACAACCAUGCUUCAUCACGGUUGAUGUCGUCAAUCCCUGUGCCUAACUUGGGGUGCAAAGGCGUGGACUUUGUGGACAUUAGAGGAGAAGGGGUAAUGGUGGACUCGAGGAGCCUAUCCUUGACACUGGAGAAGCUCUAUUUCUGGGAGAGGAAACUGUAUGGUGAGGUCAAGGCUGAGGAGAAAAUGCGUUUACUUCUUGCCAAGAACUCUAAACGACUUAAAUUAUUGGAUCAAAGGGGUGCUGAAGCUCAUAAGAUUGACGCAACACGGAAUUUGCUGAGGAAAUUGUCAACGAAGAUAAAAAUAGCCGUGCGUGUUAUUGCCAAGGUUUCAAGAAAGAUAAACAAAGUGCGGGAUGAGGAAUUAGGGCCACAAGUUAAUGCCUUGAUCCAAGGGUUUGUAAAAAUGUGGCAAUAUAAGCUACACUCUUAUCACACUCAGUUUCAAGUGAUAUCAGAAGCCAAAAUCUUGGUUUCUGUCGUAUCACGUGAGAAUGGGCCUGAUUUGGCAAUGGAGCUUGAACUAGAGCUGGUUAAAUGGAUCAUCAAUUUUUCCUCUUGGGUGAGCGCUCAUAGGAACUUUGUAAAGGCAUUGAAUGGAUGGCUAGCACUCUGUCUUAACUAUGAGACUGGGGAAACAAAUUAUGGAGAACCCCCUUAUUCACCUGGGAGAAUAGGUGCUCCAUUGGUUUUUGUUAUUUGCAACAGGUGGUCUCAAGCUAUGGAUCAGGUUUCUGAAAAGGAUGUUGUUAAUGCCAUGAGAGCUCUUGUGUCUAGUGUACAGCACCUGUGGGAGCAGCAAAACCAUGAAGAGGAUGAACAACGAAUAAUGGCAAUCCGAGAAAGAGAGAGAUGGAUGAAGAUGUUGGAAAAGAGGACACUAGAGAUUAAGAAGGAAGCUGAUGAAUUGAACAAGAAACUGGCCCUAGUAAUGAGACGGCAGAGUUUGCAUCAGCGUCCAACAAUGCAAACAUACGAGGCCCAUUGUGUUGAAGCAAGCAGCGUGCAUAUAAAUUUGAGGUUGGUUCUUCAAACUCUGGAGAAUUUUGCUGCCAACUCCCUGCAAGCCUUCCAAGAGAUACAGAGGCGAUCUGACAGCUGAAGAAAUGGUUGUCGAGAAAAAGAUGGCAGGCCGAUGGUCCAACACCUAAAAGAGAAGUUCCAAGUUCAAAUCGGCACACCCAGUUUGAUCAAAUUUUGAAGCCAAUACCUCCUUCGGGUGAGAAUUGGAGAUCUGGAUAAGAAAAACGUGGUUGCUCCUUCAGGUAUUUCAUGGCUGCUGUGCAGUGCGCUAAGAGAUGAAAACCUUCGAUGGACUUUCACAAGAAAGGUGGAGGCUUGGUUGAAAGAAUUAACAUGAGAUUGCCGUUAUAAAUUUCUUGCCAGGGAGUUUUUUUGGUAGGGGCAGACGAUAACCUUUUUCAGGAGACAGAUAUAAUUGACUGUUGUGCCCACAAUGUUCAGGCAAAUGGUUUUAACCUCUGGCAUGGAUGAAGGCAUGAAGCACAUGGAUGCCAAUUGUUACUUGAACAACACCAGAGCACCGAGUGCCAAAGUUUCUAGGCUACAAUAUGGGUUCAACUUGUACUUAAGAUAUGUUUCAUUUUGGUGAUGGGGACAUGUAUAGUGACUAAGAUAUGUCAGCUGAACGUGCAACAGGAAAGCUAGAUGCACGACCUGUACAUAAAUACCACUAUAUUAUGCUGUAUUAGCAAUGAAGUAUCUAGGAUAUUUGCCACUACUACACUAGGCAUUAGUACUUGCUCAUUGCUGUACGUACAGUUCCAAAGUUUUGCGUGGUACAGCAUUUGAAGAUUUGAAGCUGUCAUC
This is a messenger RNA of Oryza brachyantha (malo sina), 3182 nucleotides long. Its product is annotated as protein ROLLING AND ERECT LEAF 2-like. NCBI's taxonomy places the organism in Eukaryota, Viridiplantae, Streptophyta, Magnoliopsida, Poales, Poaceae. The transcript has 4 exons. The coding region runs from base 217 to 2454 and encodes 745 amino acids. The record is from RefSeq and is a predicted model, not a curated record.